AGUAUCAACUAUUGAUGAUAUGCUCUCUCCUUGGUCUGGGGUCAGCCUGGAACCAACCCAGCACCUGCUACAUGAGACAGACUAUCUGCUCUACAAAUUAUAAAGAGGCAAUUGAACAGCUGACUGAUAAUAUAGACGGCCAUAGUCAACAAAUUCAAAUGUUAGAGGCUCAACUAGUCAACUCAAACGGACAAUCUGAAAUAAAGAUCACGGAAUUGCAAGUGCAACUAACAACGUCUAUCCAGAUAUUGCAAGCUGAUAAAGAUUCAUUUAACGAAAGCCUUCAGCUGGUGCAAGCUCAACUAGACAAUUCCAACGAGCAGUUUGGAGGUCAGAUUAUGGAAUUGCAAACACAACUAAAUAGCUCCAAUCAAUUGCUUCAAAGGCUACAAGAUCAGCUAAGUGCUACCACCGGUGUUUUACAACAAAGCCUUUCCGAGCAAGAAAACAGACUGGAAAAUAUACAAUUAAUUGUGGAAGAGCUUCGUUUGGGUACCAUUAACAACCCAGCAAGCUCUUGUGGUGACAUCUCUCAAGGCCGACCAUCUGGAGAAUACUGGAUUUCCACUAACACUACUAGCUCUCCUGUUCUGAUCUACUGUGACAUGAAUCGAACAAGCUGUAGCUGCAACACUGCAGGAGGAUGGAUGAGGGUAGCCAACCUUGACAUGACCGAUCCUAACCAAAACUGCCCAGAGGGAUUUAGACUGAUGAACAGGACUGAAUCACCACUGCGUACUUGUGGUAGACAUGCACCGGGAUGUCUGUCUACUACAUAUCCAGCUUAUGGGGUGAAGUACUCAACAGUUUGUGGUCGAAUCAAUGGAUAUCAAAGUAGUACAAUGGAUGCUUUUCAUCCAUAUUUCUCCAACAGAGCUUUAUCUAUUGAUAAUGUUUACGUUGAUGGUGUGAGCCUAACCCAUGGUCAGUUGCCUCGUCAGCACAUCUGGACAUUUGCUAAUGCACUUGAUGAAACUCGAUCCACUUAUUAUGUAUGUCCCUGCACAAGACCUGACCUGACCUACACUGGAGUUGUACCUUCCUUCAUCGGUCAAGACUACUUCUGUGAAACUGGAAGCCGACAAGCAUAUAGUCGUAUCAAGUUCUAUUCUGAUGAUCCAGUCUGGGAUGGUCAGGGAUGCGGGGGUACCAGUACUUGCUGUGAGUUCAACAAUCCACCGUGGUUCUGCAAGCAACUCCCUCAACCAACUACAAACGAUAUCGAGUUGAGGCUUUGUAGUGAUCAAUCUAUUGGAGAUGAAGACACACCAAUUGAAAUUUCCGAAAUAUACGUUAGCUGAACAUGUUUUCGUUAGCACUAUAAUUAUACAUUAGUUAGCGCUAGAUCAAAGAACAUUUAAGAGUAUAGAAACUGAAUAAUAGCAUGCAGUCUAGAAAUAAUAUUAUGAUAGCAUUAUAGUAGCAAUUCCCUAUACCUAUAACUUUUUUACUGAGCUGUUUAUACUUACACCAUGCAGCGAAACUUGUUUAGUCGCUAUUGCCGGAUGCCCGUGCAAAUAAUAUUAAUGAGUGAAACUAUAGUGGUACAUGA
Messenger RNA from Halichondria panicea, 1552 nucleotides. RefSeq lists its product as uncharacterized. The coding region runs from base 15 to 1301 and encodes 428 amino acids. The record is from RefSeq and is a predicted model, not a curated record. The transcript has a single exon. Lineage: Eukaryota; Metazoa; Porifera; Demospongiae; Suberitida; Halichondriidae.